Messenger RNA from Acanthaster planci (crown-of-thorns starfish), 3849 nucleotides. Its product is annotated as transaldolase-like. Lineage: Eukaryota; Metazoa; Echinodermata; Asteroidea; Valvatida; Acanthasteridae. The record is from RefSeq and is a predicted model, not a curated record. Gene Ontology annotation, molecular function: transaldolase activity. Gene Ontology annotation, biological process: pentose-phosphate shunt; pentose-phosphate shunt, non-oxidative branch; carbohydrate metabolic process. Gene Ontology annotation, cellular component: intracellular anatomical structure; cytoplasm.
GAUGUCCUCUCUUGGCCGUCCUUGGGUUGCGCAUCAAUGCACAUGUGCAAAUUUCCGUGACAUCAUCUCUUCUUAUAAAAGCAGCUAAUUUCCGGCUUUCGCAUAAUGUCCUCCCCGAAGCGGCAAAAAAUGGCUUCUCUACUGGAACAGCUUAAAAAUUUCUCCACUGUCGUGGCAGACACUGGUGAUUUUGAACUAAUCAACCAGUACAGGCCAACAGAUGCCACCACAAAUCCAUCCCUCCUCUUGGCUGCUGCUAAGAUUGACAAAUACAACCAUCUGAUAGAAGAUGCAAUCAACUAUGGCAAGAAAAAUGGCAGUGUUCUCAAGGAGCAGGUCACAUCAACCAUGGACAAACUCUUUGUCAAUUUUGGAGUGGAAAUCCUGAAGAUUGUUCCAGGGAGGGUGUCUACAGAGGUAGAUGCUCGUCUGUCAUAUGAUGUUGAGCGUCAGGUUUCUAAGGCCAAGAAGCUGAUAGCAUUAUAUGAGGAUCAGGGUAUCAGCAAGGAGCGAGUUCUCAUCAAGCUCAGCUCAACAUGGGAGGGCAUUCAAGCUGCAAGGAUUCUGGAGACAGAAUGUGGCAUCCAUUGUAACCUUACCCUCCUCUUCUCCUUUGCUCAGGCUGUGGCAUGUGCAGAGGCAGGUGUGACCCUUAUAUCUCCAUUUGUGGGUCGUAUCUUGGACUGGUACAAAGCCAGUACAGGCAAGGCUAGUUACGAACCUGCCGAGGAUCCUGGUGUGUUGAGUGUGAAGAAGAUCUACAACUACUAUAAGAAGUUUGGAUACAAGACAGUGGUGAUGGGAGCCUCCUUCCGCAAUAUUGGUGAAAUCACAGAGCUUGCAGGUGUGGAUUACAUCACUAUCAGUCCUAAAUUGCUGGAAGAGCUAAAAUCAACCAAUGCUCCCUUGACUCGCAAGCUGUCGGUUGAAUCAGCCCAAGACUCAGCUAUAGAAAAGCUGACCCUCAGUGAGCAGCAGUUCCGCUGGCUUCACAAUGAAGAUCGGAUGGCUGUAGAGAAACUCUCUGAUGGCAUCCGCAACUUUGCAGCCGAUGCCAUUAAGCUUGAAAAUAUGCUGAAGGAAAAACUUAAUUAGUCAGAACAAAUGACCAGGCCAGUUACAGAAACUUCAGCGAUCUUCAAGUCUCAUGUAGUUUCAAGCAAAUCUUCAGCAAUACAAUUCAGUGACUGAAAGUACAAAUACAUCAUUUUGGUGUAUAAAAACCCUGCAUCUUUGUCCGUCAUAACUGGUGUUUACACUUAAUGUUGAAUGACAGAUUUCACAUGUACUUGUAACUUGAUUGAGAAUUUUCUUAUGGUACAAUAAAUAGAAUGAAAUAGAUCCCAGAAGUAGGUCAACUGUUUUUGUCUGGUGCUUAUGCUAUGCAUUGUAUACUACAUGUACAUGUAUUUUUUUCAGUAUCAAAAUACUAGAUUAAUUGUAACACGACAGUGAUUCAUUGCUUAAAUAGAUUCAGUUCUUUAAUAUAAAGUGGAAUGGUGCCAUAUCGAAUGCCACUGUACUGAACAUCCAAACAUCCCCCCUUGGUUUCCGAAAUUUCUGUACAGUUUUACCAAACAUUACAACCUGACAACGUUGCUUUAAACAUGUUUAGGACUUAUGAUUAUGUCACAGUUACCUAAUUACUUGUACAUGCACAAAUUUUUAGCAUCAAUCUCCUUGGUAAUAAAAAAAAGAAACUUCAAAAAUAAGGAAGAAACAAUUCCAAGAAUUAUUCUUAAGAUAAAUUGGAAUGAUUUAUUUUUAAGAAGUUCAAGAGUUGACAGAUUAAAACUGAAUAUUGCUCCAGGAUAGAAUGAGUAUUUUAUGCAGACACAAUAGGCUAAUAGAAAGUUGGUAAUGCAAUGGGUUGAUGUAAGACCCAGAGCUACAUGUACUAGUUCAAACAUGAGAAAUGGAGUACAAUUUCAGUUCAGUAUGAACACCACCAGGAUGUGUGAUGUGGUCAAUGCAAAAGUGGACUUGUUUCAAGUCUAAUAAGAACUCAUAUGUUGAAGAAAAGUCAUACAAUGGAACCAUUGCCAACACAUGGCACAGUCCGCAUCGUUCAUGGGUAGCCUACAUUUUACAUUUAUGGCAUAAUCUGGUAACUAUUAGUGAUGUUAUGCUUUGCUUAUGAGCAUGUUGUAAACAUUCUUGUAAAUUUACAUGCAUUUUGGUAGUCAUUCAGGUUUCGGCAAUACACAUACAUACUACAAGCAUGUAAAUGUACAUGUAUGUACCAGUUAGCAAGCAAAUCAAUGCAUGUCAGUGUGACUGGCCCUUCCAUUUAAAUGUCUUUGUAUCUUGUGCUUUGAUGGUUGCUAAGAGAAGAGAGGUCCAGGGAUGGGUUUCCUGAAGUCAGAUGUCCCGUGACACACUCGUGGAUCCAUCUGUCUUGAGGUUAGGGGAGUAUUCAUGAAUGGAGGAAAACUUGUGCAUAUAAGUCUGUUGUCACAUCACUCAGAGAUAUAAGUAAUUUCUGCUUUUCAUUUAGUGCACGGGAGUUGGUUAACUGUUGAGAUGCAUACAUGUACAUGCAUGGGUGUUGUGGGAGGGGGGGAAUGGCCACUUGUGGGGAAAAAGUUUACAAGAAAAAAGGAGAAUAUAAAACAAAAAAAAGAUGACAGGGCAUGAUAAUAGUAUGUGUAACAAUAGAAAUCUCAGUGUGCGCUCACACACAACCACAAGUACUGCCAAGUACUGCCAUGAAAUGGUAAAACAGCUCCAUGAAAUUGGGCCUAGAUGAGCAGGUAACAGUAACACAGCAGAAUUCACACAUGUAAGAUAUUUUCAUGGAAUCUUUUAUAGUGGUAGUUAGUUGAUUGAUUAGUUAUCAUGACAUUCCUUGACUUGGUAAAACCAUACAGAUGAGCUAUAUUGCUUCUUUCCAGGAAAUACCGUGACCCAAAGAAACCUGACACAUUUAAUUAUUUCAAGUAGUGAUGUAAUUUUUUGGUCAUUUGUGUAAGGCGGAUUUCUUUUGGAGAAACAAUAGUACAUCGUGUAUUUAAAAUGCGCAGGAUAUUUUGUGAAGAAUUUGUGAUACCUAUGUACAUGGAUGUGUGUUAUCAGGUAAUUAACUGCCCUUAAUUGUGUGUUACUUUGUUCACCACUAUUGGGACUGUGGUUAAUGGUUGAGAUAAAAAUUAAUGUAAGGAAAAAGUUGAUUGUGUAGAGUUUAUGAUUUAAUUCCUCAUUCAGUUCAGUUGUGAUAAAUAAGAAAUGAAUGCCCUUGUCAUUUCCUGAUUACAAAUUUUGAAACAUUGAUUUCAUUAGAACAUGAAGUUUGGAAGAGAGAAAUAAUUGUUUAGUUUCACAUUUUCCUAUUUCUCUACUAAAGAAGCCACCAUUAAGCAUAGGAAAGUCAUGAAAUUAGUGACUAUAGAAGUCAGUGUUUUACACCACUGGUAGAUGAAUUGAAUUUUGUAACACAACCACACCAGAAACUGGUAAAACAAAGGUCCGUUAUGGAAAACUCUUUUUAUCUGCUUGUUGAAGCUAGGUUUGGGUGUUCUUUGGUAAUUCUUUAUUUUUCACAAAACAAGAAGAGCCUGACGUUUCGAUCCUGGCAGAAUCUAUCUCAAAGGCAAAAAAUACAUAUAUAUAUUUCAUUAUUUUAUAUAUAUGGUCUGUGGUUCUUUUUUGGACAAUGUCAGAAUUUAUUGUUGAACAUUUCCUUUUUUAAGUUUUAAAUGUGUCUAGUUCACAGAGAGAGUGAAUAGAUGAGGGUGAUAUUUUGAUGCAUUAUUGUACACGUUAGUGUAGUACUGCUUAAUAUAAUAUACAUAUGCAAUUUAUAUUUUUGGUGAUGGAUGUUUGAAUAAAGAAAGACCUGUUACGAACAUA